UGUGUUUAGUAUUCUGUGCAUUGACUUACAGCAUUUACAGAAUUGAUUGCAAGCUAAUGAGCCACAAUUCCGAAUAGUUACAGUAUAAAUCGGUAUAAUAGUGAAAGCUAUGGGCAUAGUUGACAUUCGCCGUUCGAGUAUUACUUGUUUGUUGAUGCAUUGGAAGCUUUGCCCGAUAGUUCUUGUGUGAUUAACAAACACCUAUAAAUGUAUUAUUAUCUGUCUGCCCUUUCUUUAAGAAGAAAAGCCGUAAAAACUGCGAAACAACGUUAGUACACUCUAAGUCACAGAAAAAGAUGUUGAAGGGAGUUAAUGAGAUGGGAACGCAGCAACGUUUAUUGUAAGAGAACUUGAAAGUUUGUAGUUUCAUCUGUUAUGUGUGUCGUUGUGCAGACAACGUGAAAUUGGAUUAAAGCCUUUUCCUUUUGCAACUAUCAUUUCGCAUGUAUCCUCAUACUUUAUCGAACUGGUCGGGAAUGUGCACAUUUUUAUCAUCAAACUUUUCGGUUUCGUGCCGCUAGGACUCUUUGGGUUUUUAAGGUUUUGUGAAAAAAACCUUAUUAAAAUCGGUUUGCUGUCUGUCUGUCUGCCACACGCAUUUUUCUCGGAAGCAGUUAUAGGGAUUAACACCAAACUUGGUAAAAAGUUGGAAAUUGUGAACGCUCAAGCAAUCAGUUAGUUACAACAUUCUACACCGAAUUAAAGGAGAGGUCACCCUACAAGUAAAGGGGAGAGGGAACGGAUUAAAAGUGGCUGGCGGCCAGUGCAACGCAUCGUGUGAAAACAGGUUCCAGAGAUAUUUAGAUAUUGACCAAGCGGACUCAUUCCGUGAACUCGUCUCUAGAUUUAUCUGGCCACUCGGAUCAGGUGGAAAGUGACAACGAGGACGGCGUACUCGGACCCCAAUGCUAUUCUGCGUAUGUGCCCACGAUUGUGAGUGCCCGUAAACUGUGCCUUAAAUAGUACUAAUAAAAUAUUCAAAAAGUGGUUUAACGGGUCACAGAUUUCUCGGGAAAGAAAAUUAUCGGAUGCAGUGAAAAUGGUGCUAAACGUUCCGGAAAUGAUCGACAAAGUGAAAUAGUGUUCAGUGCGGAUUUAUCUCCUCAAACACCGGCGUAAGUUCAAAUGCGCGCAGCGAUCGCGACGGUUAUCGUGGUAUAGUGAACUCCUCACAGAACUCAUGGCGACCGCGUCGUCGCGAACCAAUUUGAAAUCGCCAACGAACAUUCCGUUGAAGAAAAUGUCUUCGACCAGCAAUAGUCUUAAGCUGAAUGGCAACUUGAUUGGGCUCCCAAAGCAGGCGGUACAGAUACACCAGCCGCCGCAGCAUCCGCAUCAGCAGCAUCAUCUCCCACAGCAGCCCCAGCCAUCUCCAGCUUCUACGUCAUUAACUGGUACUUCUCAGCAGCAGCAGUCUCCCCAGAUCGCACAUUCAGCUUCUGCGACAGUUCUGCCUCAAGUUUCGUCCAGUCUUCAUCAUUUUCACGCGGCCGGUAAUCCUCCAAGUGGAGCAGUUUUGAGUAGUUCGCAUUCCACGCACAUUCCACCACGCUAUCAACCGCCCCCGCAACCUUCUGGCGGAAUUCUCAAGCACUUACCUAACCAAAAUUCUAAACCGUGUGCCGGCUAUUAUCCUCCUGAUGGUUCUGUGCCCCCUCAUUUGAAUAUUAAGUAUCCACCGGAUAUCCCGAAGCUGGCGUCCGUUUAUAUCCCGGAAUCACUCAAAGCGGGCCCCGCGCAGCCCUCGCGAUUUGCCCAACGGCCACCCCCACAUCGAUUUUCCGCGGGACACGUCUCCGUGCACCACGAGGCCGAUCACCACGGUAGAGGUGGCACUCAAGUGCAGCAGCAACAACAGCAGGAUAUGCUGAAAUUCGUUAGAAAGCCUGACCCGGAUCCGGGGUCUAGCGCCGGUGCCGUAAGCGGAACAGGAACGAUGGCUGGAAUGCUACCAGGGCGACUGUCGGCAGAGCAAAAUCGCCAUUUACAGAAUUUGUUAGCUGAAUUACGAGCCUUGAAGGAUGCUAAUCAGAGGUUAAGCGAAGAUAAUCAAGAACUGAGAGACUUGUGUUGCUUUUUGGACGAUGAUCGCCAAAAAGGUCGGAAAUUGGCUAGAGAAUGGCAGCGUUUCGGUCGAUAUACAGCAAGUGUUAUGCGUCAGGAAGUCUCAGCGUACCAAAACAAACUGCGACAGUUGGACGACAAGCAACAGGAACUAAUUCGUGAUAACUUAGAAUUAAAGGAGUUAUGUUUGUAUCUAGACGAGGAGCGGGCGCAUGUAGCGGCUAAUACAUUAUGCGCGAAUUGCGGCUCCUCAACUCGACCCACCCUCCGAGAUGAUGGUGACGGAAGCAGUUCGAGUACAAAUGCGGAUGAGACUCUAAACAAUUUGCGACAAUACGAGCGGCAAAUUGGGAAUAUAACCAAAGAUCUGAACUUGAGGUCGACACUCAGCGAUCAAACAUUGCAAUAUGUUCGCUCGCUUGAGCGAAGGAUUCGUCAGUUAGAAGAGGAACGUGGAAAUGCUUCGCAACAGGUCCCAGACCCAAUCUCUAAUCGACCAGAAGCUGUCGUUAGAGCACUGCAAGUCCUUGAAGUUCGGGAGCAGCUAGAAAGGGAUCGCAACGGAAAUGCUGUAAAUGCGAAAAAUGCUGAGCAAAUGGACGAUGGCGAGAAGGCUCUCGUUCGUGAAAUGUGCAACGUCGUGUGGCGGAAGUUAGAGGACAACCCCAAUGGUCCUAAUAUUGAAACCAUUUAGGUGAACUUGCCUGAAUAUCUGAGUAUAUACGUAAUGUGCCGUAAGUUCUAAAAGUGAGUUUACAUUGAUGGCAAGAGGAAGUAACGAUUGCUAAUGAAAGCUUUAUGAAAUACCAAUGGAUGCAUGCACCUGCUUCGCAUAUCAACAGUGCCAAAUGGCUGUCAGCCAAAGGACCACCACUCGGCUCAAAAGGAAAUCACGCGGCUUGCAAACUCACUGUCUAUAAACGUGUAAUUUGCAUAUUCUUUUGUUCGGUACAGGGUUAUUCCCUUUGUCACUCCAUGACUCGUAAUUUCCAUCCAUGCCUUAGCGCCCUUCACAGUAGGUUCGGUGUGGUAUUCGUACGCUAAGUGCGGACGUCCAGGAUAGGAUAGGAUAAUUUCAAGAUAAUUUAUUAAAAAUUUGUUUUUGUUAUGUAAUUCCUAAGGAGGAACUAGACUUAGAGUACUUCUAAUCGUCUUGCCAAGAAGCUUUAGCAAUAUUUAGUAUUAUUUUGUACAAAUUUUUAAAUAUUGUAUUUAUUUGAUUGUAAAAUAAAUCUGUUAUCUGAAACUGC
Messenger RNA from Hermetia illucens (black soldier fly), 3314 nucleotides. RefSeq names its product coiled-coil domain-containing protein 85C-A (gene Ccdc85). The coding region runs from base 1181 to 2758 and encodes 525 amino acids. Lineage: Eukaryota; Metazoa; Arthropoda; Insecta; Diptera; Stratiomyidae. The transcript has 5 exons. The record is from RefSeq and is a predicted model, not a curated record.